ACGGCGCGGUGCUGGAGUGUAUCUAUGAUGGUCCAAUUGGUGCAAAUUUCGGCCCUCUCGAUCGUGCCGCCGCAUCUCGCGCGUCCGAACCGCGACCUCUCGUCCGAUGGGUUCAUGUGACAUUUUUCAGGUCUCGAUUGUGCCCUGUGCGACUGUUGAAAGAUGUGAAUUGAUGCCCAGCAGAAGUUCUCAACUUUCUUUCUAGACAUGCAUCUGCUUCACGGUUUUCUUCGUCCUCUGUUUCUCGUUUGGUCGUCAGUUUUCUACUCGUGCAUCACGUGCAUAGACGCGGACGUGGGUUCUAAAAAGUUCCGGGACUUUCUGCAAGAAUGGCCUACCCCGGGUACAGGGCCGUACUUCGAAAUGUCCGAUUCAAAUGUGACGGGUCUGGUUGGAAAGACAGUCCUGCUGCAUUGUCGCGUCAAGAAUCUUGGGAACAGAACGGUUUCCUGGGUACGUCAUCGAGACAUCCAUCUCCUGACCGUCGGCCGAUACACGUACACUUCUGACCAGAGAUUCGAGGCGGUCCACACGCCACACACCGAAGAAUGGAGCCUGCGGAUAAGGUAUCCGCAGAAGAAGGACACCGGCAUAUACGAGUGCCAAAUAAGCACCACUCCACCUAUAGGAUAUCCGGUUCAUCUGAAUAUAGUUGAACCAAUCACGGAGAUCAAGGGUAGUCCGGACGUCUUCAUCAACCAGGGCUCCACCAUAAAUCUUACCUGUCUUGUUAAGUAUGCUCCCGACGCUGCACCGACCGUGGCGUGGGCACAUAAUAAGGCUGUGAUUAAUUUCGACUCCCCCAGAGGGGGCAUUAGUUUAGUUACCGAGAAGGGACACAUCACCACCAGCCGGCUGCUCAUACAGAACGCCAGGCAGACCGACUCUGGCCAAUACAGUUGCACUCCGUCCAACGCCAAAACGGCGGCUGUCCGUGUACAUAUCUUGAAUGGGGAACAUCCCGCAGCGAUGCAUCAUGGGCGCGCCGCCACGACACGCCUUUCCCGUGUGCUCCUGCUCCUGAUCUCCGCCGGAACGGUGCUGCUCCUCUGCGGCCGCAGCGGGACUGCGUAACAGAACGGACGACCUUGGACCGGUCCCUGCUUCGGCGCCAAUUGACACUAGGCCGUUUCGCCGCUGAAUUAUGUGAAUGUGCCAGUUCGGACGUUUCGACCAGGUCGGAAGUGAUGGAUCGGUGAUGCGGAUAUCCGGCCCGCAGGAGGACCGGCAAGACGGGGGUUUUUCUACUGAAUUAACGGCAUAACUGACUCGGUGUUUGGAGCCACUAUUUCUGCAGUUAUUGGAGAUGACAGGAUCAGAAAGUAGGGAAAUACAGCCGAUUUAUGUUCGAAGUAUUUGGGAGUUUGAAUGAGUGCGACAGGGUAUAUUUUACAUCUGCACUUUCGACGGGAGUCUAAAUUUGAGAACACAGUUUUAAUAUAUGAAGGUCAUAGUGUACAAUGCCACACAGACACGUACUUUUUACAGGUGCGAUUCAUUGAUAGAUGUUAAUUAGAAGUUGCGCCAUAAUAUUGUCUGAAAUUGAAGAUCGUGCUUGUUGUGAAUGGAUUGAACAGUACUGUCAAAUGUCAACGUAUAAUGUUGCACAAAAAUGUAUUCAAGAUUGAAUAGACACUCAACCAGUAA
Coccinella septempunctata (seven-spotted ladybird) is the source of this 1647-nucleotide messenger RNA. RefSeq names its product zwei Ig domain protein zig-8-like. NCBI's taxonomy places the organism in Eukaryota, Metazoa, Arthropoda, Insecta, Coleoptera, Coccinellidae. The transcript is spliced from 5 exons. The coding region runs from base 208 to 1074 and encodes 288 amino acids. The record is from RefSeq and is a predicted model, not a curated record. Gene Ontology annotation, cellular component: neuron projection membrane. Gene Ontology annotation, biological process: synapse organization.